AUGGCGUGGCGGAAGAGUGACAAAUUGAUGGACACCAUCAGCCACUAUGCGAGUUUCCCCGCGACUGGUGUCAGCUUGCGCCAGAUGGUCCAAUUUGGCGAGAAGCCCUCUACCGGAACCCUGUUCCGGGCCUCGCAGUUUCUCGCCGAGGAGCUUCCCAUCCGCCUCGCCCACCGCGUGCAAGAGCUCGACAACCUCCCCGAUGGGCUCAAUGAGAUGCCCUCGGUGAAGAAGGUGCGGGACUGGUAUGCGCAGUCGUUCGAGGAAAUCACAACACUCCCCCGUCCCGACCUGCCAAGGGACGUGAAGGAACGGUUGAUGAAGCCGGCCAAGCUGGCUGGUAGCAAGGGCUCUGCGUGGCUGUCCGAGGCGACGCCGAACCCGAGCAUCGAGGAGGGCCAGUACAAUUCGUGGACAGGCGUCCAGCAGACGUCUCAGGUGGGCAAUGGCUGGGGCAAGAAGUUCCCCGCCACGAGGAGAUACUUCGCCAUGGUCGACGACACGGGCGACUGGCCGCCCGACUUGCAGCUGUACAACAACAGGUUCGCCCAGACGCUGCACAAGAUCAAGAGGAGGCACGACAGCGUCGUGACCACAAUGGCGCAGGGCGUGCUCGAGUACAAGCGCAAGCGCCAACGGAUGCAGAUUGACAAUAAUAUUCAGUCUUUCCUGGACCGCUUCUACAUGUCCCGCAUAGGGAUCCGCAUGCUCAUUGGUCAACACAUAGCACUGACAGACCAGAGCCACUACCGCGAUCCGACGUACGUCGGCAUCAUCUGCACCAAGACGUUCGUCAAGGAUCUUGCGCAAGAGGCCAUAGAGAACGCGCGCUUCGUUUGCGAAGACCACUACGGCCUAUUCGAGGCGCCCAAGAUCCAGCUCGUCUGCAACCCCAACCUUAACUUCAUGUAUGUGCCGGGCCAUCUCUCGCAUAUGCUGUUCGAGACGCUCAAGAAUUCGCUGCGCGCCGUCGUCGAGACGCACGGCCAGGACAAGGAGGAGUUCCCCGUCACAAAGGUGAUUGUGGCCGAGGGCAAGGAGGACAUCACCAUCAAGAUCUCGGACGAGGGCGGCGGCAUCCCACGCAGCGCCAUCCCGCUCGUCUGGACUUAUAUGUAUACCACGGUCGACCGCACCCCGAACCUGGACCCCGACUUUGACAAGAGCGACUUCAAGGCGCCAAUGGCAGGCUUCGGCUACGGCCUGCCCAUAUCGCGUCUGUAUGCGAGGUACUUCGGCGGUGACCUUAAACUGAUUAGCAUGGAAGGAUAUGGGACAGACGUGUACCUGCACUUGAACAGGCUCUCCAGCUCGUUAGAGCCUCUACAAUAG
Lasiosphaeria miniovina is the source of this 1332-nucleotide messenger RNA. RefSeq names its product mitochondrial branched-chain alpha-ketoacid dehydrogenase kinase-domain-containing protein. NCBI's taxonomy places the organism in Eukaryota, Fungi, Ascomycota, Sordariomycetes, Sordariales, Lasiosphaeriaceae. The record is from RefSeq and is a predicted model, not a curated record. The transcript has 4 exons. Gene Ontology annotation, cellular component: mitochondrion. Gene Ontology annotation, molecular function: pyruvate dehydrogenase (acetyl-transferring) kinase activity. Gene Ontology annotation, biological process: protein phosphorylation; regulation of glucose metabolic process. Bases 1 to 1332 code for a protein of 443 amino acids.